CCAAGGACAGCCCAAGACGACCCUAAGGAGCCUCCGUAGCCAUUUUGGCUCAAGUCAUCUCUGCUCAACCGCUUCAGAUCUCAGCGUGCGCGAGCGCUCCGACUCGGAGCAACUCUCGUGCUGGGCUUGCGAGGUCUGGAUCUGGCAGCACGCGCGACACGGCCGGAGGACCUGAUCGGCGUCACCUGCGCGUCCCACCUGACGUUGCCCAGCAGCCAUGGAGCCCACCUCCGAGAACUUCUUGCACGAGGGAUCCCGCCGCACGACGGUUGCUUUUGCGUGCGCGGUCUGGUUCGUGCUCGGCGGCAUUGUGCUCGUGGUCCGCGUGGUGAGUCUGGUGAGACACAAAUCAGCUUCAUGUUCGGUGGGCCGAUGCCUUGUCCAUGUGGUCAGAUUCUGCAGACGCUCAGUCUCCCUGAUCUUCAGCACAGAUAGUGGCUCUGUCGCGGAGGAACUGCAGAAAAUGCGCCUGGUUCGCGCCCACAGCUGGCUCAUGUAUGGUGUCUUAGUCGCCUCGCUCGUUGUCUUAACCGCUUCCGCACGGGCCAUCAGCCCAGCUCCUCGGUUUAAUUCGUCGGUGCAGGACGUCUCCAUGAUGGUGGGCUGCUUCGUUGUUCUCUUUCUUGUGGCAUGCCCUAGGGUGGUGACGCUGAGCACCCUGAACGUCUGGUCCUCUACUGUGGCAGUGUGCAUCACGAUGUAUGGAUCGCCAUUCGCCAUAGAAGCAAGCUAUGCGGCCUCGUCUGCCCCGAUAUGUUUUACAUCUAUGAUGGUGCUGUGCCUGUUUAAUCUGAACGUGCGACUGAAUGCAUUCUGGCUGUUGGUCUUGACCGCGACGCUCUGCAGCUCGAUCCUGUGCGGCACUGUUGAGCCACUCACGGCCUGCGACUUUGAAGCUCGCCGCGUGCACUACUCGGUGCAGAUUUGCAUGGCGGGCCUGAUGCUGACUGCCUGUGUCAUCUGUGUACACAAGUACAUCUGCCUGGCCGCGCAGCACGAGAUGGAGGCCCGCAUAUCGAGGAACGGGCUGCAGGCUGCGCGCUCGGUGCUGCGAGGUGUCUGCGACGCGGUGGUGGAGCUCAAUAGCGAGUUCUGUCUGCAGGACGAGUCCCCCCAGCUCGUCGACAUGCUCUUGCUGAACUCGCAGCGAUCCCUCUUGGGCAAGGACGUGAGGUCGUUCCUGGCGUCCGAGCAGGACCGCCAGAAGUUCACCGAGCAGAUGGGCCGGUCCUGGGAUCAGAGCGACGACGAGGUGGGGCUCAGCGCGGCCUUCCACGUCUCGAUGAAGGACAGCUCCAGCGUACCCCUCGUCGUCGAGGUGUUCUCCGUGCUCUUCGUAAACCGGGAUGCGCAAGCGGCGUACUUUGUCGGGAUCCGAGAAUUUACUGACAUCAGCCCGAUACUCACCUUGGGCAGUGCGGCUCAGGUGCGCAGCUGCGUCAGGCAUAGAGCUGCCGCCCCAGAGGCAGUUUCCUGGGCCCCAGCCGCGCCAGCAUUGGACUCCACCCAGGAUUCGUCGGAUGGGAGCUCCGAGUUCCUGAUCGAGUGUGAGGCCAUCGGCUGGAUCGACAUCCUAACCGCGGACUACACCGUGAGGCACGCCAGCCCCGCAUUCGCUAAGCAUCUGGAGGCCAACAGCGAGUUCUUGCCCGCGCUGAAGCCACGCGCGCGAGCAGGUUUUACACGCUGGAUCCAGCAGGCGUGGUUCGAUCUGUUGGAGGAGGCACCCGAUUCUGGUGGUAAGCUAUACAGCGAGCGGCUCCACAUAAGGUGCUCCGCCCGCGCGGCCACAAGCGGGACGCGCCGGACGCGGCGAUUGCUCUCGGCUUAUGUGAGGAUCGACCUGACACCACCCCCUGGCGGGCAGCCCCACGGCAAGGGUGUUGUGCGCAUUGUGCUCCAGGACCUCCAGAUCGACACGAGAGCGCCUCGCAUCCUGUCGAAGGGGACCCCGCCGGCCACUCCCAGAGCCAGCCUGGAGCGCGGCCCCCCAGGUCGCGUGCAGCGACCGGAGGCCGAAGAGGCAGCGGCCGAGGGGCAGAGGCCUGCGGAGGCCACAGCGGGCGCGGCCGAGGGGCGGCGCGGCGGCGCCGCUGGCGCGGCCUCGCAGCCGCAGGGCUGUGCCGAGGCCGCGACGGCCGCCGCCGAGGUGCGGGCCAGAGCCGCCGCUGGCAGGGCGGCGUCGCCGCAGAGGACACUGCAGCUGUAGAGCCUGCGAGGCGCACGGGCGCCCGGAUGUCUGGCGUCCUGGGGGAGGCCAUCUGAGAGCAGUUCCUCUGAGAGUGGAGUAGCGCGCUCGUCUAACCAAGGGGGUCACCAGAGGUCAUUUCGCCGCGUGUAGGCGAGCGGAGGUGUUCCUCUUCGUCCCCCCCUCGGGUCACGGAGGCGCGAGCGGGCCCGAGGAGGCGCGUCGAGCGCGACGGCCGUGCCGCCGCCCGACCUUCCGAGGAGGCGUGGGGAAAGGCGGCGGCGGCGGUGGGCGGCCGCUCCGGGUGCUGGCCGCGGUGGCCCUCUGUCGGGGGGGGGGGGGGGCGAGCGCGUAUUUCCUAAAACGAAUAUCUGAAAAGAUAUUGUGCACAAUAAUCUUCGGUGCCACGUAUGCACCAGGCCUGCGGACGGCGACCCCUCCGCCUUUUUGCUUGGGUUUUGGCACUUCAUGUUGUCGUGUCGCUGGCUGGCCGCUCGAUGCCUGAAAGCAUGUCUGUUUGUGUUCCGCUUCGCGGAACGCCGCGCGGCGUUUCAGAUUUGAGCACCACUUUGCGGGACGCGAGCCUCGCUCCUCUUUUUCCUCCUCUUCUCCUCCUCUGCCUUGUUUCCCUCCCCGUGCACGCUUUCGCACUCCUUGACGCAUCGGGCGCAGCAUCUGUACAUCGCAUUGUUUGGCCGUUCCCCAAUGGAAACAUAUGGCCAGAUGAAGCGCCAUCGGUAUUUCAUGCACGUCGGCUCUAUGAACAUCCCCGCAGCAGCACAAUUCGUUAGUCGAUUGUCUCUUGCAGUAAUUUCCGCAGUCCGUGUGUGACUUUAUAGUUUCACGUGCUGACCAGAUAUUGUGUACAGUCUUCAGAACCUCGUGGGCACCAGCCCUGUGGUCCACAAGGUUCCACCCCCCUGCUCGUCCUCCCUCCCCUCCGCGUCUUCUUUUGGAUUGGUACUUUGGAAGCCGCGUACGGUUGCGUUCCGAUUCACGGAAGUUCAUAUGACGCCCCGGAUUUGAACCCCUUUUGGGCGGGACUUGAGCUUCCCUCCUCUUCCACUUCGUCUCCUCCUCUACUUCGUUCCUCUCCCCACACCCGACUGGCCCGAUAACAUUGGUCUUUAAUGCAUGGCGACCCUCUGCAUAGUCCAAGUGUGGCUGCAUCAUUUUGCAGUGCUAGCGAGGAAUUCAGUGUCUCUUCACGGCUGCUGCCUUUUGGGUCGCAUUUGUUGCCUUAUUUGACCUGUUGGCGCUGCCAAGCCGUUCUGGACUUACCAAGACGGAAGUCGAAAAAAAAGACGACCCUCAGGAGCCCACAGAUAGUAAAGAACGGCCCAACAUGCCGCGCAGCCCGAGACAUCCUUCCGAUCAGGCGGGCCUUUCUCGCGCGCGCACUUCGCAAUCAUUCG
Molecule: messenger RNA, 3603 nt
Organism: Prorocentrum cordatum
Lineage: Eukaryota; Dinophyceae; Prorocentrales; Prorocentraceae
Source: the annotation of a GenBank genome assembly